Penaeus vannamei (Pacific white shrimp) is the source of this 1227-nucleotide messenger RNA. The record is from RefSeq and is a predicted model, not a curated record. Lineage: Eukaryota; Metazoa; Arthropoda; Malacostraca; Decapoda; Penaeidae.
GACUCACGUGCGUCUGGGGAAUCCUCACUCGGCGAGGACCAACGACCCGUCCCUGCCGCUGGAACUGGCCAUAGCGGACUUCGUGGACGCGGGAUACGACCUCAAGAACCUGGGGAACGACCUCGGGCUCGUCACUCUGGAACGCGACGCGCCCUUGAACGACCUGAUACGGCCCGUGUGUCUGCCGUACAGAUUCAUGUACGAUGGGUUCCGGUACCAGGAGGUGGACGUCACGGGCUGGAGUCAGUCGGCCACAUCGCUUCGAGGCGCCGCCGAGCCAGCGCAGCUCGUGCUCUCCCGCGCGGCCGUGGUUGGCCUCGGCGUCUGCGAGAACACGUUCCAGAAGGAGGUGGAGAGCCUGGCGCUCAACAACCAGCAGAUGUGCGCGGUGGUGGCGGAGGAUCAGCCGUGUCUGAACGACAACGGCGCCCCCGUGACCUUCCUGGAUGACGUCACGACCAACAGGCACUUCCUGGUGGGGUUGACGUCGUUCGGGUACGGCUGCGAGAAGCCCUUCCUUCCGGGCGUGUACGUGCGGGUGGGCGCCUUCCUCGACUGGAUUGAGAAGAAUAUAAAUGGAUAAAGAAGGGAAGGAGGGAAAUCGAAAAAGAGAGAGGGAGAGAAGUGGGGAGAGAGAGAGAGGAAAAUUGAAGAAAGGGAAGAGGAGGAUUGCACAGUGGAGGAGACGGGAAGGAAGGAGCAUCCAAGAAGAGAAAGGGAAGAGGAACGUGAGGUAGAAAUAUAUAUAUGAACAAAAGAAAAAACAGAAGAUGAGAAAAGAAAAGGAAAAUGUACGUCUGACGAGGAUCCCGCUUCCUCUCGAAACGUCACGCAUUACUCCACUGUUAUCUUGUUUUUUAUAAAUGGGUAUAUUUAUAAGCGUUAAACAACUAUUUGAUACUAACGGAAUGGGGAAAUAAACCCAUAAGAGAGAGAGAGAAACAGCUAACAUAUUUAUCGAAGAAUUGUUUUCUUGUUGACAAAUGUAGAAAAGGUAUGAAUGAGAAUGAAUAUCUUCGCAAAACAAGGGACGUAUUUGACCGGUUUCGGAUAGAUCAUCGGAAACCAAGAUAUAUUCGAAAUAUAUCCCUUGUGAAUAUCUCUUGUAUUGUGAGGAUAUUCAUUCUCGUUCAUACCUUUUCUAUAUUGAUUAUUUAAUCAAUCUUUUUUAUUUGUUUGUUUGCGUUACGGUUGUAUCUUCACGAAAAUUAAACGGACACAAGAAUG